Messenger RNA from Aspergillus steynii IBT 23096, 732 nucleotides. RefSeq names its product RNA polymerase II mediator complex subunit MED8 (gene med8). The transcript is spliced from 2 exons. Gene Ontology annotation, cellular component: mediator complex; core mediator complex. The coding region runs from base 1 to 732 and encodes 243 amino acids. Lineage: Eukaryota; Fungi; Ascomycota; Eurotiomycetes; Eurotiales; Aspergillaceae. Gene Ontology annotation, biological process: regulation of transcription by RNA polymerase II. Gene Ontology annotation, molecular function: RNA polymerase II cis-regulatory region sequence-specific DNA binding; transcription coregulator activity. The record is from RefSeq and is a predicted model, not a curated record.
AUGUCCGCUCCCACCCAGGACCAGAUCAAAACCCUCGAACAAUCCCGCCAGCGACUGGUACAACUCACGCGCUCUCUCGCCUCUCUCAUCACCAGUCUCCAUCAAGGCGAGACCCUUCCACCCUGGUCCUCCCUCCAAUCCCAAGCCAGCAUCAUCUCCAACAACCUCCUCAGCGUCUCCGAACACCUCUCCGAGAACCACGAUCUCCUGAGCUCUCUCGUCGCCUACCCGGGCCCCUCAUACCCCGGCCGCACCCAAUCGAACAUCCUGGAGCAACUGCUCCGUACGAAACUUGACCCCCGCGUCGACGACUGGGUCGCGCGCGGUCGCAAGGCCGGCGAUUCCGCGUUGCAAGACAUCGCCGGGCUCAGUGAGUCGCAGCUCGCGGAGCUGUGGCACUGGGCGCCGGUGGAGGCGAAUCAGCAGGCGAGGGGCCGGAACUGGGGUGGGAAUUUCACGCUGGAGGAGAGGAACAUGGGCGUGCAGAAUGUGGUGACGGGGUUGAAGAGGCAGUUGGAGGAUGAGGAUGACGAGGGGAGGUCGGAUGAGGAAGAGGAGGAUGAGGUCGAGGAUGAGAUGGAGGUUGUGGGCGUGAGGCGCAAGUCGGGCGCGGGGAGUGGCUUGGAGUUUGAUAUUGCGGCCGCGACGCAUCAGAAGCCUACGGGGCCGGUUGUGCCGUUGAAUGAGAUCUUGAGGUUUAUGACUACGGGGGCGCCGCCGGGGCAGCGGUGA